Molecule: messenger RNA, 2604 nt
Organism: Maudiozyma barnettii
Lineage: Eukaryota; Fungi; Ascomycota; Saccharomycetes; Saccharomycetales; Saccharomycetaceae
Gene: OPT2
Product: Opt2p
Exons: 1
Coding region: 1-2604 (867 amino acids)
Biological process (GO): transmembrane transport
Molecular function (GO): oligopeptide transmembrane transporter activity
Source: RefSeq, a predicted model, not a curated record
AUGGAGUAUAAGGUAGAAAAUAAUUCAUCAGAUGAAGUAAACGUUAGUAAAGAAAAGGUUCAGUUUGAUUUAAAAAGAGAUGUUAGUAGCUCAGAUUCAGUCGAAGCCACGGAGUUAAACUCCGACUACGUGACCAUUCUGCUUGAGAAACUAGGAUACCGUGACAAUGACAUACAUGACAUGCCAGAUGAAUUCAAUUUUAUAUUAACAUCAUCGGAAAACAUAACCUUGGAAGAUGCUGUGGAGGUGCUAAAGGAAGCUGUUGAGGACCAUGCUGAAGAUGAAAAUAUAGCACACCACCAAUAUGAUGAUUGGGUUCGGCUAUCAACUACGAGUGAUUUGAUCACCAACGAUUUGGAUGUCUUCCUCUGCAAAUGUUAUGGUGCAAUGAUUAAGUUUUCUUCUCCAUAUCUAGAAGUGAGAGCUGUUGUAGAUACAGUCGAAGACCCGAACAUUCCUGUCGAAACAGUUAGAGCUUAUUUCUUGGCAAUUGUCUGGAGUAUUGUUGGUUCUGGUUUUAAUGAGUUUUUUUCCCAUAGACUGAUUUCGAUUUCUGUUUCCACAUCUGUUAUUCAAAUUGUUUUAAAUUUUUGUGGUACAUUCUGGGCUGACUACUUUCCAUGUUGGGGUUUCAAUAUUGGGAAAAGAAGAAUUGCUUUAAAUAUAGAAACACCAUGGACCAAGAAAGAGCAGAUGUUUUCUACCCUAUUGUUUGCCAUUUCUAUGGGAACUUUCUAUACGCACUAUAACAUUUUGACAUUAAAGAUGAAGUAUGAUGUUCAUUUGGGUUUUGGUUAUCAGUUUUUGUUAUCUCUUUCUGUUCAAUUCUUAGGGUUUGGGUUUGCAGGUAUCCUGAGAAGAUUUGUUGUAUACCCAGUCAAGGCCAUGUGGCCAACAGUGUUACCAACGUUAGCUCUAAACAGGGCUUUGUGUAGCCGUAGCAGUGGACAGGCCAAAAAGCAAUAUAAGGUUUUUGGGUACAGUUUCCUCUUCAUCUUCUUCUACAAUUGGUUCCCAACCUAUAUCAUCAAUAUAUUGAAUACAUUCAAUUGGAUGACAUGGAUUGCGCCCAACAAUAUUCAUCUAGCAAACAUAACAGGUGGUGUUACCGGGCUAGGGUUUAAUCCAAUUACUAGCUUUGAUUGGAACGUUCUAGGUAAUAUGGGGCCAUUGAUUACCCCAUUCUGGUCGUUAGUUAACCAAUAUGUUGCUGCAGUGCUUACAGCAUUGAUAAUAAUUGCAGUUUACUACACAAAUUAUGCAAACACGCAAUAUCUACCAAUGUUCACUCAAGGUCUUUACACGAACACUGGUGAACCUUACUCGGUUCAUAUGAUUUUAAACGAAAAAAAUGAGUUAGAUAUUGACAAAUAUCAGGCAUACUCACCACCAUUCUACACUGCCGGAAAUUUGGUAUCAUAUGGUUGUUUUAUCGCAUGUUAUCCUUUGAUGAUCGUUUAUUCUAUGUUUGUUCACACCAAAUUAUUAUCAACAUCAUUCAAAAGUUUUGGUAAAAGUAUUAUGUCCUUACGCCAACGUAGUACAUGGAGUAAUGUAAAUGACAGUGAUGGUGGGUUGUCUGAAUUCCAUGACAUUCAUUGCACAAUGAUGAAGAAAUAUAAGGAAGUUCCCGACUGGUGGUAUUUCGCAAUUUUAAUUAUUUCAAUAGUUAUCGGUAUAAUUGUUGUUGAAGCUUAUCAUACAAACACACCUGUUUGGGGUUUAUUCGUUUCAGUUGGUUUCAAUGCAGCCUUCUUAAUUCCCGUUACUCUAUUACAAUCGAUUGCAGGUGUCUCGCUAGGGUUGAAUUUAUUGAUUGAAAUGAUUAUUGGUUAUGCUUUACCUGGUAACCCAUUUGCACUAAUGAUCAUUAAGGCAUUCGGUUACAACAUUGAUGCCCAAUCUGAUAAUUAUGUCUCUAAUCAAAAGAUGGCACAUUAUGCCAAGAUUCCACCGGUGGCAUUAUUCAGGGGACAAUGCUUCAUUGUAUUGUUACAAAUAUUUGUUAAUAUGGGUGUGUUGAAUUGGCAAGCAAGCAACAUUAAAGGUUUCUGUACACCAAAACAAACCGCCAAAUUCACUUGUCCUGACAUUACAACUUUCUUCAAUUCAUCGAUUGUUUGGGGUGCCAUUGGUCCCAAGAGAAUCUUUAACGACAUAUAUCCAAUCCUCAGAUGGUGUUGGUUAAUCGGCGCCUUACUUGGUUUGUUAUUUGGUGCCAUUAAGAGAUGGCGUCCUAGGUUCAUACCAAGGAAUUUCGAUCCAGUUGUCUUUGUUGUUGGUAUGCUUUCAUUCAGUCCUCCAUAUGGGUUAAUGUAUUUCACACCAAGUUUCAUUAUUGGUAUAUUCUCUCAAUUCUACAUUAGGAGAUAUCACGUUAGAAAAUGGGAGAGAUACAACUACAUGAUUCAAUCUGGUCUUGCAGCAGGUCUGGUCUUUUCUGCCAUCAUUAUAUUUUUUGCGGUUCAAUAUAAGGAUACGCAAUUGAGUUGGUGGGGGAAUAAUGUGCCUUACGCUGGUGUCGAUGCCAUUGGUCUACCAAUAAGAAAUAUUACUGACCUUCCAAAGGGGUACUUCGGUCCAGAUCCAGGCCACUAUCCAUGA